AUGGACAGUAAGGUGAAUUGCAAGGAACAUGUUCUUAAGGUUAACAACCAUGAGCUUGUUGAUAAUGGACAUACUAGCUACUUCUCUAAAAUGCCCCCUGCAACAGCAGAACAACUGACAAUCGCAAAAGUUUUAUCUAGGCCAGAUAACGAUGUAAAUAUCCGGUGCUACGUUGUUCAGCUUCAAGAAUUAACUGAAUGUACAGAAGACCAAGCAGUCACUGCAUUGUAUGACUGCGAAAACAAUAUUGAGAGAGCAGUUGAGCUAGUUCUAGAUCAGUUCCGCUGUGGUGCGACAGAAGAGUGGCACACAACUGUCAGCAGCGUGGCAAAACAAGGCACUCCCAGUCGGCACCAGAACCCGGGCCGGAUAUAA
This is a messenger RNA of Schistosoma mattheei, 375 nucleotides long. NCBI's taxonomy places the organism in Eukaryota, Metazoa, Platyhelminthes, Trematoda, Strigeidida, Schistosomatidae. The record is from the annotation of a GenBank genome assembly.